AUGAUUACUCUACCAGCUUUGACCGGGGACAUCAGCGUUUCCGUUAACUCCAAGGCUACGAAAACCGCCUCUGUGCGCCGUCCUGUGGAACCAGUGGGUCGUUACUUCAUGCACCAUGCCCAAAGGACUUUGAGAAAUCACACCUGGUCAGAAUUUGAACAAAUCCAAGCCAGUCAGAACGUGCAGCGCGUCGAAGAAUCUGUCGAUCCUGAUGAGGCUUUGCUAGACGAAGAUCUUACCGACAAAUCGUUGCUCGAGCACGACCCAAGAGACUGGAAAACCGCAGACUUGUACGCUGCGAUGGGUCUUUCCAACCUCCGUUAUAAGGCUACUGAUGCCCAGAUUGUGAAAGCACACAGAAAGCAAGUGUUGAAGCACCACCCUGACAAAAAGUCGGCUUCUGGUGGACUAGAACAGGACGGCUUUUUCAAAAUCAUCCAAAAGGCUUACGAAACUUUGACAGACUCCAACAAAAGAGCGCAAUAUGACUCGUGUGACUACAAUGCGGACGUUGCUCCUCCAAAGAAGGGUGGUGAAUACGACUUUUUUGAGGCCUGGAGCCCGGUUUUCGACUCUGAGGCCCGUUUCUCUAAGAAGCAACCUGUUCCUUCCCUAGGUGGACCAGAUGCCACCAAAGAGGAAGUUGAAAAGUUCUACAACUUCUGGCACAGAUUCGACUCCUGGAGAACUUUUGAGUUCGCCGAUGAGGAAGUUCCAGAUGACUCUUCCAACAGAGAUCACAAGCGUUACAUCGAGAGAAAAAACAAAGCUGCUAGAGACAAGAAGAAGACCGCAGACAACUCUCGUCUUGCUAAGCUGAUCGAGAGAGUCACCAGUGAGGACCCUCGUAUCAAGCAGUUUAAGGAGGCUGAAAAGAAGGAGAAGGAAAGAAAGAAAUGGGAAAGAGAAGCGGGCUCUCGUGCUGAAGCCGAAGCUAAGGCUAAGGCUGAAGCUGAGGCCAAAGCUAAAGCCGAAGCUGACGCUGCUAACGCUGCCAAUGCCAAGGUUGAUAAAAAGAAGGCCAAGGAGGCCGCCAAGGCUGCCAAGAAGAAGAACAAGAGAGCUGUGCGUACCAGUGCUCAAGCUGCUGAAUACUUUGGUGACGCUGACAAAGCUGCCACUAUCGACGAGCAGGUUGGUCUCAUUGUCGACUCCGUGGAUGAUGAGCAAUUGGUUUAUCUAGCUGAAAAGAUCAAGGGUGAUGCCAAGGCCGCUUUGGUCGAAGCUGCCAACUCGUUAGUCGAGGCUAAGAAGCUUCCUGCCUCUUUGUUGUCUUACUUUGUCUAG
Lachancea lanzarotensis is the source of this 1287-nucleotide messenger RNA. RefSeq names its product LALA0S10e00386g1_1 (gene ZUO1). The transcript has a single exon. Gene Ontology annotation, biological process: regulation of translational fidelity; 'de novo' cotranslational protein folding. Bases 1 to 1287 code for a protein of 428 amino acids. Gene Ontology annotation, cellular component: cytosol. Lineage: Eukaryota; Fungi; Ascomycota; Saccharomycetes; Saccharomycetales; Saccharomycetaceae. The record is from RefSeq and is a predicted model, not a curated record. Gene Ontology annotation, molecular function: Hsp70 protein binding; ribosome binding.